GUUUAUAUUUAGGGCCCCGAUGAGAUCUACACCUUCCCACCGUCUCUCAUUUCUCCAUUGUAGAUUCUCGGCGGUGUUCUUUGAAGGCAGCGACAGAAAAUGGGGCUAACGUUCACAAAGCUUUUCAGUCGGCUUUUUGCCAAGAAGGAAAUGCGAAUUUUGAUGGUUGGUCUUGAUGCGGCUGGUAAGACAACUAUCCUUUACAAGCUCAAGCUCGGCGAGAUCGUCACAACAAUCCCUACCAUUGGGUUUAAUGUGGAGACUGUAGAGUACAAAAACAUCAGCUUCACAGUCUGGGAUGUUGGGGGUCAAGACAAGAUCCGUCCCUUGUGGAGGCACUACUUCCAGAACACACAGGGUCUCAUAUUUGUUGUUGACAGCAAUGAUAGAGAUCGAGUUGUUGAGGCCAGGGAUGAAUUGCAUAGGAUGUUGAAUGAGGAUGAGCUGCGAGAUGCAGUUCUGCUUGUCUUUGCUAACAAACAAGAUCUUCCUAAUGCAAUGAAUGCUGCUGAAAUCACUGAUAAGCUGGGUCUCCACUCUCUCCGCCAGCGUCACUGGUACAUCCAGAGCACUUGCGCCACCUCUGGGGAGGGGCUUUAUGAGGGGUUGGAUUGGCUCUCCAACAACAUUGCUAACAAGGCAUAAGGAUAUCGAACAGUUGCUUCUUCUGAGACUCGCAGUUCUGGAUGCAGGGUGAAUAUUAUCUAAUUUUUUCAUGGGGCACCU
This is a messenger RNA of Cucurbita pepo subsp. pepo (vegetable marrow), 726 nucleotides long. RefSeq names its product ADP-ribosylation factor 2. Lineage: Eukaryota; Viridiplantae; Streptophyta; Magnoliopsida; Cucurbitales; Cucurbitaceae. The record is from RefSeq and is a predicted model, not a curated record. Gene Ontology annotation, molecular function: GTP binding; GTPase activity.